Messenger RNA from Rosa rugosa (rugosa rose), 1308 nucleotides. RefSeq lists its product as uncharacterized. NCBI's taxonomy places the organism in Eukaryota, Viridiplantae, Streptophyta, Magnoliopsida, Rosales, Rosaceae. Gene Ontology annotation, biological process: methylation. The coding region runs from base 97 to 804 and encodes 235 amino acids. Gene Ontology annotation, molecular function: nucleic acid binding; protein-lysine N-methyltransferase activity. The transcript has 5 exons. The record is from RefSeq and is a predicted model, not a curated record.
UAAAUUUAGAGGCUGUUCCCUUCCCUUAAACCCUUUUCCCAAACAGACCCACACUUCUUCAAUCCUUGACACUUUGGUCUACACCGCCACCAACAAAUGGAACAAGACCUCCUCCCCAAUUCAAUCUCCGGCCACCAAAACGACGCCGUAGAGGACGAUGACGACGCACCGACUCUAAGCCUUCAAGCCUUAGAAGCUCUCAAGGAGUUCCUCACCGAGCAAAGCCAGUCCUCAAACGACACCGCCGCCGAAGCAGACUCGGCGCCGGCUUUGAUCUCGGAGGACUGGCGGAUGAGCCAGUUCUGGUACGACCACCACACGGCCCAAACCCUAGCCGAAGAGGUCCUCACUCUCUGCAAAUCGGACUCCACUCGAGUCGCCUGCGUCGCUUGUCCCUCACUCUACGCCUAUCUCAAGAGUAUUGAUUCUCAUGUGUCUGUACAACUGCUGGAGUAUGAUAGAAGGUUUGAGCAAUACGGGAGUGAUUUCACAUUUUAUGAUUACAACCAACCAGAAGACUUGCCUUUGGACCUGAAGCAUGGUUUUGAUAUUGUAGUUGCUGAUCCUCCUUAUCUGAGUCAAGAGUGCUUGGAGAAAGUCGCUAAAACUGUUUCGUUUCUUGCACGAUCAGAAAAACCUUACUUGCUCCUCGUCACAGGAGAGGUGCAGAAAGAGAGAGCAGCUGAGCUCAUGGGAUUGCUUCCAUGUGGUUUUAGGCCUCGGCACUCCAGCAAACUAGGAAAUGAGUUUCGGCUGUUCACAAGUUAUGAUCCUGGGACUAGAUUAGGAGGGUGGGACAAUUAGGAACUCUAUUCUCAUGUGCCUGACACUGUUGGCUGUUGAUGGGUGAACUUUUUGUCUGCAGAUUCAACAGCUACGCAAUUGAAAUUUGUUGCCUGCCAAGUGUAUCGUGGGUGCUAGGAAGAUUUUGUAUUGUGUGGUGAAAGCAGAGCAGUAUGUAUCAUUCUUCUAGUCUGCGUUAUUAUUCCUCGUAGUACUUCCAUUUCUUCAAUGCCCCAACCUGACUUUUUGAAGCCAAAGUUUAAUGUGCCAUGUUGACUUGCAUCGUGCAAAGUUUCAGAGUAUAGAGUUGCGCUCUUGUUAUUCCCCACUCCUCCUCCUUGUGGCCACUUCUCUGUUUGUAUUAUUUAUAACCAAAAAAAAAAAAAAAAAAAACUGAGAAGCGGGUAUUAUAUAACUCAGAUUGCUACUGGUCAUGUUGAGUUUUUCUUGAUGUCGUGUAACUCGAUUUUUUUCUUUUCAAUGGCAUUUACAGCUUGAACUCUACCAAUUUGGUCUUUAUGUUUA